Messenger RNA from Mollisia scopiformis, 240 nucleotides. RefSeq lists its product as uncharacterized. The transcript is spliced from 3 exons. Bases 1 to 240 code for a protein of 79 amino acids. NCBI's taxonomy places the organism in Eukaryota, Fungi, Ascomycota, Leotiomycetes, Helotiales, Mollisiaceae. The record is from RefSeq and is a predicted model, not a curated record. Gene Ontology annotation, biological process: protein N-linked glycosylation.
AUGGAGCCAUCAUUGCAUCAAGUCUGGGAGAGUGCCUCUGGCAAUCCCUUCGAACCUACAAUCGGAAAAGGCAGCCAGUUCCUCGUCGGCUUCACCUUAUUGACUGCUGGUCUUCUUCUCAGUGGACUUUUCGGCCUGAAUCGAUCGUUACUCAACAUCCCAUUGAUUGGAAUCCCAGCUUCGUUAACAAUUGCCUUCGGUGCGGUCUAUAUGAUUUGUGCGGUCGGUGUCUACGUGUAG